Molecule: messenger RNA, 2116 nt
Organism: Armigeres subalbatus
Lineage: Eukaryota; Metazoa; Arthropoda; Insecta; Diptera; Culicidae
Product: lysophosphatidylserine lipase ABHD12-like
Exons: 7
Coding region: 400-1605 (401 amino acids)
Biological process (GO): monoacylglycerol catabolic process; phosphatidylserine catabolic process
Cellular component (GO): endoplasmic reticulum membrane
Molecular function (GO): monoacylglycerol lipase activity; phosphatidylcholine lysophospholipase A1 activity
Source: RefSeq, a predicted model, not a curated record
CUGUUUUUGUUUUGAAUCUGAUGGUUCGCAGGUUGUUCGUGUCGUCAUCGGGCUUCUUCCAUUCAUUACUUCGCUUGACUGAUUGUAAUUUUGUGCCAAAAUAAAUAAUAGAAGCUUACUGCGGUCACAAACGUUCCCGUUAUAUGCAUUAUAGUUUUACAACUUUCUACCGGUACUCGCAAAUUAAUUGCAGCGUGUAGCGAGUCAAGUUCACGGCAGCAUAGUCGGUCGGCAGUGAGCUGAGCACGCGGGAACGCCUGAAUCGAUUUUCACCGCUAAAUAGCGCGCUUCUCUCGCAGAGAGAACUGACCCAACUCGGCGCUCAGCGGCGUCGGCGAGGAUCAUCGAAGUUCAAGUCAUCGUUGCCAGUUACAGUCAGCAGCUGCCCGGACUCGCAGAAUGUACCUGUUGACUCGACGGAGACUGUUCAAGAGAAUCGGUUUAACGACGUGCAAGAUCUGCAUCCUGGUGUUUGUGAUCAUUUUCAUCGUGCUGCCAUUGAUAUUUAAAUUCUCGUUUGCCCUGCAGAAAAGCAUCCUAUUCCUCACAUUCAUUUCCUACCCGCCGAAUGUUGAUCUCAAACGACCAGAGAAAAGCGGUUUGUACGCGACGCGAAAUUUCAUCGUCACUUAUCGGGACCAGGAAGACGACGUCGAUGUGGGUGUUGCGGUAUGGCACGUGCUUCCCAAUGAUCUGGUGCGGCGUUUCUGGAAGGAACUGCAAAUUAACGAGCCUACUCUAUCUAACAUGACAGCACCGGAGGAUGUGCGGGACAAAGUGGACGCAUUAGUUAGCGAAGAUACCACACAGUAUCGUGGAAUCGAGCGGAUUUUGCACCGCUCAAACCUGAACUUGGACGAUGAAUCCACCCAGAAGGAUUUGUUUGAGGAGACUCUCCGAGCCACCACCAAUGAUAUCGUGCUGUACCUACAUGGAAAUACUGCCUCAAGGGGGGCAUCCCACCGGGUGGAGCUGUACAAGUUGCUGCGAAGUCUCAAUUACCACGUGGUGACCCUGGACUACCGAGGAUACGGGGAUUCGGCCAGCAUUUCCCCAACCGAGCGAGGCGUCGUGUACGACGCCUUGGCCGUGUAUCAGUAUAUAACCAGUAUUAGUAAAAAUCCAAUUUACCUGUGGGGCCAUUCGCUGGGGACGGGGGUGGCUACGCAUUUGCUAUCGCUUUUGACGGACAUGAGCUUGCCGGGCCCGAAAGCGGUGGUGCUAGAAAGCCCUUUCAAUAACAUUCGGGAGGAGAUUUGUGCUCAUCCGUUUUCUAAGUUGUAUCGGCAUCUUCCAUGGUUCGACUACACAAUAUCACGUCCAAUGUAUGCCAAUGAACUGCGUUUUGAGUCCGAUCAACACAUCGCAGAAUUUAGACAGCCGGUGUUGAUUUUGCAUGCUGAGGAUGAUCAUGUUGUCCCGUUCAAUUUAGGUUAUAAGCUCUACCGCACCGCCCUAGACACCCGUGGCAAAUCGUGGGGCCCCAUCGAGUUCCACCGAUUCGAGAAGACCAGCCACUACGGCCAUCGGUACAUCUGCCGGGCACCGAACCUGCCGGAAAUCGUAAUCCGUUUCUUCCGCACGUACCGCAACGAGCAGUACUGAGCAGUGUUGCAGACUGAGGUGAGUUCCGAAACCGAGCGCCAAAUACCAAACAUCGAUUAGUUGGACGCGUGUUCGGUUCCCCAUAGGGGAGAGAAUGAACGCGGUUGUGAUUAAUUUUGUUAAAAUGAUAACAAUAACUAUGAUAAUUAGUAGAGUUACUAAGAGACUAUUAGAUGCCUGCGUCAUUUUUGCUCUAUAAUAGGAGCGCAGUAGUGAGUCAGGGCUAUUUUCCUGAUUUCAAACUGAUUUCAGAUAGAAUAUACCUUUUACAAUAGGAACGCCAAGCAAAGAGAAUUGUAUUAGUGAUUUAGUGGAUUGAACUACUCUCAAUGUAUGUGAAUUAGAAUUUAGUUACCUAAUUGGAGAUCCAUAAUUUAUGAAACAUAGCAACAGUGAAACACAAAUCUAGAUAGGAUUUUUUGCAUGAUAUCCGUACCAAUAUUGCAAGCAAUUUGCCUCUGGAGAGUAGAAAAUACAAUUUUACAUAGAGUACAACUACAUUCAAGAGAAA